GGUGGCCACGGACCACAACGCGGACAACACGUCGGCCGUGCUGCGCGAGUGGCUGGUGGCCGUGAAGAGCCUGUACCACUCCGUGGAGUGGCGGCCCGCGGAGGAGCCCAGGUCCUACCCGGACGAGGAGGGCCCCAAGCACUGGUCGGACGCCCGCUAUGAGCACGUCAUGAAGCUGCGGCAGGCCGCUCUGAAGGCCGCGCGGGACAUGUGGGCCGACUACAUCCUGUUCGUGGACGCCGACAACCUCCUGGUGAACCCCGACACGCUGCGCCUGCUCAUCGCCGAGAACAAGACGGUGGUGGCGCCCAUGCUGGACUCGCGGGCGGCCUACUCCAACUUCUGGUGUGGGAUGACGUCCCAGGGCUAUUACAAGCGCACGCCCGCCUACAUCCCCAUCCGCAAGCGGGAGCGCCAGGGCUGCUUUGCCGUGCCCAUGGUGCACUCCACCUUCCUGGUGGACCUGCGCAAGGCUGCGUCCCGGAACCUGGCCUUUUACCCUCCCCACCCCGACUACACGUGGUCCUUCGACGACAUCAUCGUCUUCGCCUUCUCCUGUAAGCAGGCAGAGGUGCAGAUGUACGUGUGCAACAAGGAGGUGUACGGCUUCCUGCCGGUGCCGCUGCGGGCGCACAGCUCGCUGCAGGACGAGGCCGAGAGCUUCCUGCACGUCCAGCUGGAGGUGAUGGUGAAGCACCCACCCGUGGAGACCUCUCGGUUUAUCCCUGCGCCCACCAGGACGCCGGACAAGAUGGGCUUUGACGAGGUCUUCAUGAUCAACCUGAGGCGGCGCCAGGACCGGCGGGCGCGCAUGCUGCGGGCGCUGUGGGAGCAGGAGAUCGAGGCCCGGCUGGUGGAGGCGGUGGACGGCAAGGCCAUGAACAGCACUCAGGUGCAGGCGCUGGGCAUCCAGAUGCUGCCCGGCUACCGCGACCCCUACCACGGGCGGCCGCUCACCAAGGGCGAGCUGGGCUGCUUCCUGAGCCACUACCGCGUGUGGACGGAGAUCGCCGAGCGGGGGCUGCAGAAGUCGCUGGUGUUCGAGGACGACCUGCGCUUCGAGAUCUUCUUCAAGCGGCGCCUGAUGAACCUCAUGCAGGACGUGGAGCGCGAGCGGCUGGACUGGGACCUCAUCUACGUGGGCCGGAAGCGGAUGCAGGUGGAGCGCCCCGAGAAGGCCGUGCCGCGCGUGCGGAACCUGGUGGAGGCCGACUACUCCUACUGGACGCUGGCCUACGCCGUGUCCCUGCGCGGCGCCCGCAAGCUGCUGGCCGCGCGGCCGCUGGCGCGGAUGCUGCCGGUGGACGAGUUCCUGCCCGUCAUGUUCGACAAGCACCCGGUGGGGUCGCGUGGGGGGCCCGGGGCGGCCGUCCUUCCCGCGGAGCGAGCGUCAGCGUGGAGACGGCGGGCCCGGGACCUGCUUAUUUUUGUAUUAAAUGUU
Molecule: messenger RNA, 1441 nt
Organism: Chinchilla lanigera (long-tailed chinchilla)
Lineage: Eukaryota; Metazoa; Chordata; Mammalia; Rodentia; Chinchillidae
Gene: Colgalt1
Product: collagen beta(1-O)galactosyltransferase 1
Molecular function (GO): procollagen galactosyltransferase activity
Source: RefSeq, a predicted model, not a curated record